AUGCAGCCUGUCACGCAAGACAACUGGUGUGGAAACGACCUGAUUGAUAUUUUCCCUGAUGUCAGCAUGACCGAUUUUAUGUUUCUGGAAGAUACGUUACUGCCGGACUUCAACUACCUUCCAGUUGAGGUCUCUCCGCCGCAGUUCUUGGAAGAGGCACCAAGCGAAUCGUCGCAAAUGGCGUCUAGCUCCGUGAUUUUAUCCACCAAGUCUCGCCAUAUGACUCCAUCUCCCGUGGCAGUCGACAUCAUCCAAGAAGCUGGUAACAGUCAGGACGGGCACCGAGGCAUUCGCAUCACCCAGGAAGAUGUGGACAGCUUCCACCAAGCUGUCAAGAAAAGCGACCAGUUCAAGCUUCUCACCGACUUUCAAUUGCCCAGUAGAUCUCGAAUCUCAAGAUUUCUCAACGCGUACUUCGAGUACUUCGAUCCCCAUGCCCCAAUCGUUCACCACCCGACUUUCCGAAUUCACUCCUCUCCACCAGCUCUCACACUCGCGAUGAUAGCCAUCGGAGGCAUUCAUCUGUCUGAACACAAAGUAGCUAAGGACGCGCACAAGGCGGCUUGCGACCUGAUUGCUCAGUUUGAGAUCGUACAUCUGCGGGAGCUGUCUGACGACUUGAACCUGUGGGCUAUUCAAGCCACCUUGCUCUGCAUUCAGUUUGGCGCCUUUACUCAUGAAAGCAGUCAUCACAGCCGCUCCCAACGCCAGUUUUCGUUGGUCAUGGCCCUGCUGAGAAACGGACUGCACUGCUGCGAGAAGUACCGAGCGACCGCCGAUACAAAUUGGGCGAAUUGGAUCGUUCUAGAAACAUUUAGUCGACUGGCCAGCUGGAUGUGCAUUCUCAAUGGGGUGAUUCUAGCAUUUGACCCGUACGCAAUUUGUGUUCCUACGCAUCAGGAGUGCGAUCUGCCCCUUCCCUGCUACGACAAGAUUUGGCGCGCCAAGUCAUCCUCGGAGUGGUCUCACCAGCGGGCCCUAUAUCCUUCGUCACAAAUUGGCCUCUGGACAGCAGCUCGAACGCUUUUCACUAGUCAGGCUCUGCCUACAUCCGUGGGCUCUUUCGCGUUGUUGGCAUUGAUAGGCUCGACGUUCGCAUAUAUUUGUUCAAAUGAGCGAUUGUCUUUGGGGAUAAAGGAGCCGGAUCUCAAUUUCAUUGCUAGAAUGGAGAAGAGUCUAUCUAUUUGGGAAGCUUUAUGGAGACAACACCCGCACGCUGAACACGUGCCCACCAAGCGCGGUGAUUCUCUGAUGGUGGAUUGUCUGGCAUUUCUUGGGUCUUCAUACUACCAUCUCUAUGUCGGCAAGGAACUCUUGGCGCUGAAGAUGAUGGCAACCCACUCCGAGGCCAAGGCAACCGUCCUGCCGACCGUGUUACAUCUUGAGCUGGCAUCGAAAGCGGUAAGAUACGCUGCAAGCUCAUUGCUGGUACGGGCAAAGCUGGGAAUUGCCCAUUUGCGGCGUACAGCAGCUUUAGAAUACGGCGGACACGCCCUUGUGACAGCGUACGAAGGAGCAUUGAUCCUGUCUUGGUGGCUAGCCAUCACCUCCCAGCCUGCCCAGCAAGUCCAUGGCCUAACCAUCCGGCAGGAAAGUAAUCACCUACUGAAGGACUUGCUUAAAGAAGUUUUUGGCGAAGUUGAAGAUCAGGGUAUCCCGUGUCGCUCCGAAGGGUCUGAACGGGCGGUCAUGCCAAUUUCAUUCUACUCCAUGUUGAUGCAACCCUGGGUGUGGACAUAUUCGAGCAUUCUCGAUCAGCGUCUGAGGUCGUUCGGCGAAAUCAUUCGCCAGAUAACCCAACCCGCAGGGAGACCGACGCAACAAAUCGAGAUAAGCUAG
Molecule: messenger RNA, 1839 nt
Organism: Cladophialophora psammophila CBS 110553
Lineage: Eukaryota; Fungi; Ascomycota; Eurotiomycetes; Chaetothyriales; Herpotrichiellaceae
Exons: 2
Coding region: 1-1839 (612 amino acids)
Biological process (GO): regulation of transcription by RNA polymerase II; DNA-templated transcription
Cellular component (GO): chromatin
Molecular function (GO): RNA polymerase II cis-regulatory region sequence-specific DNA binding; zinc ion binding; DNA-binding transcription factor activity, RNA polymerase II-specific
Source: RefSeq, a predicted model, not a curated record